ACGUCGUUGAACUCUCAGCCUUUUGAGUUUUACAUCUACGUCCCCUCACGAUCAACAAGUCUCUGGCGCCUUGGAAAGAGCUACAGUACUUACUAUACAUGAAUUCUACUCAUCCCUAAAUCUCUACGAGCAUAUCUAGCUAGAUCAUGUCAUCUUCAUCGGUGAGAGUGAAGAGGAGGCGCACUGGAGAAUCCGACACGGAGGGCACCAUCACGGAACCAGAAAGGACCAAUAAAGCAGAAAUCAAACGACCAGUAUCUGAAAGUGUAGAUGGAAGCGGGAAUCCGGAGCCGAUAAGUGUAUCAGAAAAGAGAUAUCGAGAUUGGCGCAAGAAAGGAUCUCCUCGUCAAAGCCUGUGCUUUGUGUGUAAUGAAGGAGGGGACCUAAGGGACUGUUACACUUGUCCUAGGUCGUAUCACAAGCACUGUUUGGACCAGCCUGUGGAACAAUUCAUACAUAAUGACAAUUUCUUUUGUCGUAUCUGCCAAAAGCGACAAUGGCACCAGCAUCUACCGCCACUCAGCCCACCACCAUCUCCGCCCCCAGAGAAGCAAAGGGUGGCUCUACCCAGUCACAGGCCGAAUGUGCAGGCUAAUAAUGAACCCCGCCUACCUUCAACAUCACCGGCUCCGGCGUCAAACUCACCAGCUCUCGCUCCCACUCCCACCCAUACCCCAGCUUCUGCUCCUACUCCCGCAUCAGCAAACCAGCAUUCUCAGGCUACGGCACCGACGUCUUUUACUUGGCUAUCGCAAAAUCAGUUCACCACUCCACUCACUCGCUCAGGAACGACUUCAAGUCCACGAGCCUCAACACCUCUUUCGGGUGUAAUCAACAUUUCAGGCGCAGGCCGAGGGAUGGUAGCCGGCCCACGAGGCCCCCGGUCACGCUUUUCUACCCUACCAGCCGAGGUGGACGAUGCAGUCUCCUUAUUGCUUAGGGAGCUAGAGUAUCUUGGUGAUGCCAGACAAAAAAUCACACAGCUCGAAGACGUGAUUGUGAGAUUACAGCAGGACGUCAAGAUCAAUGAGAACGCUCUCAUCUUGGCACAGCGCAAUGCGGCUUCAUCAAAUUCGCGCAAUUCAGAGGGCCUGCGAGCUGAGAAUGAAAAACUGAAGAAAGAAGCCGAAGAUAUGCGUCGAUUACUGGCUGAUGAAAAAUCUCGAUCUCGCUUCCACCAGGAAGAUGCGGAGUACUGGAAAUCACAAGCUCAGAGUAAGCAGACAGAAUUAGAGGAGCUAAGGGGGAAGUUGAAAAACUUACUGGGCGGAUAAACUCCACGAGCUGUCUUACGGAGAAAGAUAAUUUACUAUUUUCCAUGUAUAUAUGGGGUAACCGGGACACGUUUUGGCAUGGCGUAAGUGGGUCAAGGAUACCAAGAAGAAUUAGCUUCGUUAUGUGCAUCAUAAUAUUAUUAGUUAUAUGUAUU
Messenger RNA from Trichoderma asperellum CBS 433.97, 1429 nucleotides. RefSeq lists its product as uncharacterized. Lineage: Eukaryota; Fungi; Ascomycota; Sordariomycetes; Hypocreales; Hypocreaceae. The record is from RefSeq and is a predicted model, not a curated record.